CAUGCUCAGGCUCCACAACACCUCAGCACCCUUCCUCAGGGCCUCCAGCGCCGUAAAAAAGGCCCUGACCGCUCAGAAGAGCAUCGUCAGCGCGCCCACCGCCGCACCAUGUCAAAAGAGGCAUCACACCCAAUUCGUCCGCCCCGCGUCCUUCGCGGCAGCCCGAAAACCUCAUCCGCCGCCCUUGCCUGAGAUCGCCGAGACGCCCACGAGGGAUCCCGAGCUCCCGACCAGCAGCGCAAACGAGAGGGAGGUGUUCAUCCACUGGGAUGGUGCCAAUUGGUCCAGAUUUCACAAUAUCUGGCUGCGAGACCACUGCCGCUGUGCCGACUGCUUCCACCCGACGACGAAGCAGCGCCUGGUCGACACGUUCGAGAUCCCUCCAGAUCUAGAGCCCGCGUCUGUCGAGCCGAAGCCGGAGGGGCUGCAAGUGACCUGGCCAUCCCCAUCUCAGCCUCAUGUAUCUCUGUACCCCUGGUCAUGGCUGCGUCAGAAUCGGUACGAUCCACCAGUGACACAGGCAGCAGAUGAAAAGGUCCUCUGGGGGUCAAGAAUCGUCCAAGAUCCGCCCACUGUCCCGUACGAAGAGGUCAUGGCGGAAGAUGGACACGGCUUGUACAAGUGGCUGAGCGGAAUCCAUAAGUUCGGUUUCUGCUUCGUCUCUGGUGUGCCCGAAACACCAGAGGCGACCGAAGAGCUGUCACGACGCAUUGGUUUCAUCCGAGAAACGCAUUAUGGCGCGUUCUGGGACUUCACGGCAGACCUCGCGCGCGGAGACACUGCAUACACAAACAUGGCGCUCAGCGCCCACACCGACAACACCUACUUCACCGAUCCCUGCGGCGUCCAGCUCUUCCAUCUCCUCUCGCACACCGACGGCACAGGCGGCGCGACGCUCCUCGUCGACGGCUUCUACGUCGCCUCGAUCCUCAAAGAGCUGCACCCCGACGUCUACCACCUGCUCUCCACCAUCCCCGUCCCCGCGCACGCCGCCGGCGAAGAAGAUACGUUCUAUCAAGCCACGCGGCCCGUCCUCGGGCACGACUCGGUCACCGGCGAGCUGAAGUCUGUGCGGUGGAACAAUGACGAUCGCAGUGUGCUUCGCGACGUGCCGGCGGGGAGCAUGCUCCAGUGGUACGACGCCAUGCGGACGUGGAACAAGUUCCUCACGAGCCCUGACUCUGAGUACUGGGUGCAGCUCGCCCCUGGCACCGCCGUCGCGGUCGACAAUCAUCGUGUCCUCCAUGGCCGAUCCGCAUUCACGGGCACCCGCCGCAUGUGCGGGGCCUACAUCGGCGCGGACGAGUUCCGGUCCCGUCUGAGUGUCUUGGCCGAACGGUUCGGUAAGAGCGAAGCGGAGAAUGGGUCUCGAGAUGUGCCUGCUGCAAGACGUGGAGUGUGGAGCGUCGGGCUAUGAUGCUGCCCGAUUUUUGGCCGUGGGUUGAGUUGACGAUGCCGCGAGGGCUGUAUCUAGUGUUGUACGCUACAGGAUGCCGCACUCUGUAACACCGAACUAGGGUUAGGGGUG
Messenger RNA from Heterobasidion irregulare TC 32-1, 1528 nucleotides. RefSeq lists its product as uncharacterized. Gene Ontology annotation, cellular component: mitochondrion. The annotation marks the transcript as partial. The record is from RefSeq and is a predicted model, not a curated record. NCBI's taxonomy places the organism in Eukaryota, Fungi, Basidiomycota, Agaricomycetes, Russulales, Bondarzewiaceae. Gene Ontology annotation, biological process: carnitine biosynthetic process. Gene Ontology annotation, molecular function: iron ion binding; trimethyllysine dioxygenase activity. The transcript is spliced from 10 exons.